Letharia columbiana is the source of this 231-nucleotide messenger RNA. RefSeq lists its product as uncharacterized. NCBI's taxonomy places the organism in Eukaryota, Fungi, Ascomycota, Lecanoromycetes, Lecanorales, Parmeliaceae. The record is from RefSeq and is a predicted model, not a curated record. The transcript has a single exon. The coding region runs from base 1 to 231 and encodes 76 amino acids.
AUGCUACACAGAAUGUCCAGUACACCAACAAGCUCUCGCAGCGUGCUUGGAUUUAUAGAAGAGGUACCUCGCUCCCGGCUGAUCUGCUCCGGUGUUAUUGGCGAACUGAGUCUAGUGAUACCGGCUGAGAGGACGGUGAAGGAUAGGACGAGGGCGGAGAGGAGGGAGAGGAUCAAUGCGAAAGACAUGAUGAAGUGCGAGAGAAUGGGUGGGGAGAUUGUUAUUCGGUGA